Hevea brasiliensis (rubber tree) is the source of this 1045-nucleotide messenger RNA. RefSeq lists its product as uncharacterized. Lineage: Eukaryota; Viridiplantae; Streptophyta; Magnoliopsida; Malpighiales; Euphorbiaceae. The transcript has a single exon. The coding region runs from base 175 to 879 and encodes 234 amino acids. The record is from RefSeq and is a predicted model, not a curated record.
CCAUUUGGAAGACACGGUCGUUAAUCAUGCCAAUCUUGACCGUCCAAUCAAUACUCUGUUUCUUGCCUCCUUCCUUGCCCAAUGUAAACUACACUCUCUUCCACGGCUCAUAUAUACCAAGCCAAUCCAGCAAAGGUUUUCUCGUGGUUUCCGAUUUCCGAUUCUCUCCGCUCCAUGGCAUCGGCGGCUAUUCGUUGUCACGGAAACCGGCAUUUCAUCAAUAGCCGUUGGCCGGGAGAUACUUCUCCGAUUAAUCAGAAUGCUCGUGUAGGGAUGUGUUCCGUCUCGAAAAAUGCUUGUUCCAGACGGAAACGAUGGAGGAUUUGUUCGAUGUCGAUGGGGAAAAGGACGGGAAUAGCGGUGGCAAAUUAUAAGAAUAAGAUCAACGGCGGUGAUGAGGUGGCGGUUGUAUAUGAGAAGUUGGAUGAGUGGAUGAAAAAUUCGGUGGUGGAGAUCGUGAAGAAUUUACGAGAAGCGCCUUUGCUGGUACAGAUUUACGAUAAGGGAGAAACAACGACGUUGAAGACGGAGAAGGCGGUGGAGGAGCAAACGUGGCCUUUGGUGAUGCGAAAAUGGGAGAAAAGAGAAGCGCCAUUGCCUGAAGGGGUAAUAUUCGUGGAGCAAUUGGAAAAGGAUGAGAAAGAGGAAGUGGAAGGGGAAGGGGAAGGGGAAGGGGAAGGGAUGACGAGGGCUUGGGGAAUAGUUGUGCAGGGGAAAGGGGUUGAUUGUGGGCCGGUGUGCUACUUGUUGAAGACGAGCAGAGCUGGGUCAUCGGGCUUAGGAGUCUGCUGCACCCAUUUCUGCUUGAUGAGGGUGAAGAAUUUUAGGGAAAGUGCCAGGUCUCAGCUCAAGAAUUGCUGGUUGCUACAAGGGCAAUAAGCUACUGGGUUAGUUGAUCAAUUACUGGCGUAAACAAUUUGGAUUAUUUUAAUAUUGGUUAUGAUGUAAAUGAUUUUUAUAGGAACUUCAUUACUCUAAACUGUAAUGAUACAUUCAUCUCAUCAAAUCUUAUGAGCAGUGAAGGUUGAUUCUUUUUUUCGUUAAA